AAUCCGAUUAUUCGUGUAAGGCCACGGAUAAACGAGCGAAACGGUGUACCGUUUGUUGCCUUACUUUGUUGUGACAACAAACGAACAAAGUGAAAAUUGCGUAGCAUAAAAACAUAAUUUCUCUACGUUACAAUCGGUCAGAAGUGCAUAAAGUUUACUACUAAAUUGUUACCGCUCGCCGAAAGGAACACAGUCCGUGGAAGCAAUCAUGACGAAGGUGGAAAUUCCGCUCAAGAACAAAUCGGACCCAUCGGAAACAUUCAUUCAAAACGAGAAGGACGUUGAGGUGCGGGUACGGGCACCAAAAAAGGUGUUGCAUUUUAGCGAUGGCACGCUGGAAGAGUUUAGCGACGAUGAGGAGGAUCAGGUCGAUAAAUCAGAACCAGUAUCAGUGGAUGAGUCGAAACUGAACUGGGGCGAAUGGAUGCGUUACAAAACGUGCAAGCUGGGAAACACCGUGCUGGCUGGAUGUGAUUACGUCGGUGAAGGACUCGCAUCGUUCCUGGGCAUUACGACACCGAAGUACAGCUAUGAGAUCGAAGAAUUCAAACGAAUGCAAGCGGAACAGCAGGCCGAAGAUCGUGCAAUCCAAACGUUCGUGGAACAAAACCGUCCUCAGAAUGCGUGCCAUAGUGUUUCACAAGCACCAUCCGCUACAAACUCGACGGCCAAUCCCACGAACUGCAAGGACAGUAGUGAAGUUUGUGUGGAAAACGAAAUUCAAAAAUUUUGAACCAUUUUCUUACGUGUAUUACCUUACCGACCCUAGGUGGACAUAAUUGAUAAGGCAUCUGUAUAAGCACUUCCCGUUCGUUGUGCAAACGACCAGUUGAUAUAAUGAAUGUAUUAUAGAACGGAACGAAUGUAUGUUUAAUAAUUUAAAACAAAAUCGAAUCGGAAAAUCAAAGCACAAAUGAAGCUAGGAAAGCGGGGACGCUUUUGAGGGUGAAAUAUGUAUCUCUUAAGUAUUGAGGCAUGGUUUAGAGAACGAAAUAUUUGAAUGAUAGGUGAAUAAGGAUUGAAUUGGAAUUGUGAAUAAGAUCUCCCCUUGAUAAUGUGAACGGUAAUUACACUAAAUGACGGUGUAGUUGCGAUUUCAUCAAAUUUACCUUUUAUCAAAGCGAUUUAAAUUUAUAAAUAUUUAAAAUACCGUAAUCUUAACAGAUUAUAAGUAAAGAUUGCAUUUUGUACAAACAUCACUUUCAAUUAGAGAAAUAAACAGAAUGAUUUGAAAAGCAAAA
Molecule: messenger RNA, 1241 nt
Organism: Anopheles funestus (African malaria mosquito)
Lineage: Eukaryota; Metazoa; Arthropoda; Insecta; Diptera; Culicidae
Product: protein FAM177A1
Exons: 2
Coding region: 209-733 (174 amino acids)
Source: RefSeq, a predicted model, not a curated record